AUGGCAUUGAAGGGUGGCAACCAACAGAUGGAGCAGUAUAGUACAGCAACGUCCUCGCAAACCGAAAUAUGCGAGGACAACACAUGGUUCUCGAGCAAUAUAGCAAUGCUCUGCGGCAGCAGUGGCGGCAGCGGCGGACGAAACUACCUCGCACAUACUGUAUCCUCCGAGGAGUCCGGCAUGGAUGUCAUCCAACAUGGCCAGGACGAGGCUAAAACCGACUCUCAUCUCUCGACAUUUGCAAUACCCCGUGUUAGAAGCGAUUUGGAAAGCCAUUCUUGUCAAUACCCAGGCUGCUCGAUUGACCAAGCUUUAAAUAAUUUCGAAUGCCAGCCCGUCAUCUGCUGGUUCAUAUGUGCACCUAGUCCAGAGUUUCUAAACACGAUUCUGCAGGCGCGACCCGCCGGCUGCUCUGAGCAUGCGCAGAAUUCCCUCAGGACACGCGCCUUCCGAGAGGAUGCCGAACAUUCCUGCCUACAGCUACAUAAAGGGCCUCCCAUUGGCCAAGAUACGCCCGAAGUUGAGCCCUAUAACAUCUUUGAGUCGUGUUCCAGUAUCAAGGACGGCAUACCGCAUGCCCCCACCUCGGGUCUCGGUAGUGUACCAGCCAUCAUCUCGCAACGGCAAUUCAAAUGCAGUCAUCCAGGUUGCGAGAUCUCCUUCAAACGAAAGGAGGCACUCAAACGUCAUUUGACAAUUCAUUCGGGAAAACGACCCUACAUCUGUUGGGUUCCUGGCUGUCAACGCGGUUUCUCGCGUCGUGAUAACCUCAGCGCCCAUCAUACCUCGCACGGAAAACAUGGAGGGCUGAAUCGUUACGUAGCCACCCUGGACAAGGCGAGUCCAAUCUAUGAUCCUCACUAUUGUGGGCAGCUGACGCCUCAAGGGUGGCCAAUCGGGCAUACGGGCUAUAACUCGCGGUGA
Molecule: messenger RNA, 924 nt
Organism: Penicillium atrosanguineum
Lineage: Eukaryota; Fungi; Ascomycota; Eurotiomycetes; Eurotiales; Aspergillaceae
Exons: 1
Coding region: 1-924 (307 amino acids)
Biological process (GO): regulation of transcription by RNA polymerase II
Cellular component (GO): nucleus
Molecular function (GO): RNA polymerase II cis-regulatory region sequence-specific DNA binding; DNA-binding transcription factor activity, RNA polymerase II-specific
Source: RefSeq, a predicted model, not a curated record